This is a messenger RNA of Liolophura sinensis, 1799 nucleotides long. RefSeq names its product heat shock 70 kDa protein 12A-like. The record is from RefSeq and is a predicted model, not a curated record. Bases 69 to 1727 code for a protein of 552 amino acids. Lineage: Eukaryota; Metazoa; Mollusca; Polyplacophora; Chitonida; Chitonidae. The transcript has 8 exons.
AUUGGGCAGUGAAGAAAUUGCCAUGGCGGUUUUUCCUAUGCCCAAAUCUGUCAUAUUUUACAUGUUUGAUGUUAAAGUUGGAAGUUGUGGAAGGAUCAAACUUCAUACCUUUUACCUUUUUACAGGAAAUAAACAAGGAAACCUGCUUGCGUUCCAGCAAUGGCAGUCUCAUCCCAGCUCUCAAUAUUUUCACUUUUGCUUUGGAGUUUUUCAAGACACAUGCUCUCCAAGAGCUAAGUGAUCUGUCAGGUACUCGCAUGCUUAACGAGGACAUCAGGUGGGUGAUCACAGUACCUGCCAUAUGGAGAGCACAGGCCAAACAGUUCAUGAGGCAGGCUGCAUACAAGGCAGGAAUCGCUUCUGAGGAUUGCCCUACUCAGCUGCUGAUUGCCUUAGAACCCGAAGCUGCGUCUGUGUGCUGCAGGAAGCUCCGCAUGCACCAGAUGGUCCCCGACCCCCGAUCAUCACCACUGCCUCUGAUGGUACCAAGGCGAGCCACCAGCCAACCCAAAAACCUUGACCAUGCCUUACCAGAUAUAAAGGAAGAUCCUAACACCAAAGCUUCCGAGUCAGUAUCACUGUCAGGUUUUCCUCAAACAAAGGAAUCUGAUCUUACCAAAGGUACCCGCUACAUGGUGGUAGACUGUGGAGGUGGGACUGUAGACAUAACAGUGCAUGAAAUCCAGGACAACAGGGGGAGGCUGCGGGAGCUGUACAAGGCCACAGGGGGACCAUAUGGAUCUGUGGGUGUGGACAUUGAGUUUGAGAACCUGUUGUGUGGGAUUUUCGGCACAGAUUUUAUCCAGCACUUUCAGCAGAAGAGACCUGCAGGGUGGGAUGACUUAAUGAUUGCGUUUGAAUCUCGUAAACGGUCAGCAUGUCCGGACAAACCUAACUCCCUCAAUGUGUCACUACCGUUUUCAUUCAUAGACCUGUAUAAGAAAUCAAAGGGUGGUCAGGUAGAGAGUGCAGUGAGGAAGUAUGGUGACCCCAACAUACGCUGGUCCUCCCAGGGCAUGUUACGCCUUGCCCCAGAGGCAAUGAGGAGGCUGUUUCUCCCCACCCUCAACCGAAUCAAGCAGACCAUCGGGGACAUCAUGAACAACCCAGAUGCCAGAGGCCUGAGUUACCUGUUCUUGGUCGGAGGAUUUGCCGAGUCCAGAAUCCUACAGAGUGAAAUCCGAAAGGAGUUUGGGCACAUAGUACGAGUUAUCAUACCACAGGGCGUAUCGCUGGCCAUAUUAGAAGGUGCUGUUCUCUUCGGGUGGGACCCAUCAGUGGUUAACAUUCGCCGCUCACGGCUGACCUAUGGGAUUGGAGUCCUCAACCGGUUUGAUCCAACGAAACACCCGGAGGAGAAAAAGCUAAGUAAGAAUGGAGUUGAUUGGUGCACGGAUGUGUUUGAGUGUUUCGUCAAGAUCAACCAGGAGGUGUCUCUGGGAGACACAGUGUUGAGAAGUUACACACCCGCCAGACCAGGCCAGCGCUCAACCAUCAUCAAUAUCUUCUGCUCUGAGCGACCUGAUGUUAGAUUCGUGACAGAUGAUGGAGUGCGGCGUUGUGGAACACUCUGUCUAGAUUUAACAGACAGCCAGUACCAGCCUAUGCCAAACAGACGAGAAAUUCAAACAAGGAUGUUCUUCGGUGACACAGAGAUCAAAGUUACAGCCCUUGAUGUGGCGACGGGAAAGUUUGUGCGAGCAGGAAUUGAUUUCCUUAGCAAAUAAACGGCAAUCAUUUGUUACAAAAUUCAUUCAGUUUGCAGCUUUAUGAUAUCACAGGAUUUGGACAAAAUAAUA